CCCGUUUUUUCAGUUGUCGAACAUACUGUCUUACAGCAGCAACGAUGGCAAGAACAAAGCAGACCGCUCGUAAAUCUACCGGUGGAAAGGCUCCACGCAAACAGCUGGCUACCAAGGCCGCUCGCAAGAGCGCACCAGCAACCGGCGGUGUCAAGAAGCCUCACAGAUACAGGCCAGGAACCGCCGCCCUUCGUGAAAUCAGAAGGUACCAGAAGAGCACCGAGCUCCUCAUCAGGAAACUGCCAUUCCAGCGCCUGGUUCGUGAAAUCGCUCAGGACUUCAAGACUGACCUCCGAUUCCAGAGCUCCGCUGUCAUGGCUCUCCAAGAGGCCAGCGAGGCUUACCUGGUCGGCCUUUUCGAGGACACCAACUUGUGCGCCAUCCACGCCAAGCGUGUCACCAUCAUGCCAAAGGACAUCCAGCUCGCACGCCGUAUUCGCGGUGAACGUGCGUAAGCUUUUGCACUUGGCUAAAACACAAACAACGGCCCUUUUUAGGGCCACAUAAA
This is a messenger RNA of Dreissena polymorpha, 508 nucleotides long. RefSeq names its product histone H3-like. NCBI's taxonomy places the organism in Eukaryota, Metazoa, Mollusca, Bivalvia, Myida, Dreissenidae. The record is from RefSeq and is a predicted model, not a curated record. Bases 45 to 455 code for a protein of 136 amino acids. Gene Ontology annotation, cellular component: nucleosome. Gene Ontology annotation, molecular function: protein heterodimerization activity; structural constituent of chromatin; DNA binding. The transcript has a single exon.